Messenger RNA from Acyrthosiphon pisum (pea aphid), 1669 nucleotides. RefSeq lists its product as uncharacterized. Lineage: Eukaryota; Metazoa; Arthropoda; Insecta; Hemiptera; Aphididae. The transcript has 5 exons. Gene Ontology annotation, biological process: macroautophagy. Gene Ontology annotation, molecular function: ubiquitin binding. Gene Ontology annotation, cellular component: phagophore assembly site. The record is from RefSeq and is a predicted model, not a curated record. The coding region runs from base 229 to 942 and encodes 237 amino acids.
CCACCACACACAAUCACAUUAUCAAUCAACUCCGCGAUUUAUAAUAAUAAUAAUAAUAAUAACAAAAUAAAAAAUAUCAGUGGACAGACGUCGCAGGCACGGAGGAACAGAGCGUAAUCUCAGAAAAAUAAUCUCCUUUAAUGCGUUUUCGUGUGACCUAAAUUAUAAUUUUUCUAAACGCUUCCCGUAAAUUGUCAUUUCGUCCGGCCGUGUCGACAUCGCUGAAAAAUGGACGUGGACAACGACCCACUGGACCAGAACCUCUUGCGCCAGUUCAACUGUCUGUGCACGACGGACAAGGAGAAUCUGGUCAAGGGUCUGCGAGAGCUGAUUGGCGAUCAACUAACGGAGUCCGCGGCGGUGUUCUUCCUGGAGAUGAACGACUGGAACAUGCACAGGGCUGUCGGUACAUAUUUUGAUGUUAACAAUGAAGGGGCAAUACCGUCCAUGUCUUUGGUGAGAGACGAAAACAGUGAAAAUGUCUUGCAGUUGCCACCAAAUCUACGGUUCACCAAAUCUUGGGAAGUCAAGAACAAUGGUCGCAUGAAGUGGCCACCUGGUUGUACUCUUCAGUUCAACGGAGGAGACUCCAUUUCUGUUUUCACUUCGUUGCCGACAACAACGCUUGAACCUGGGUGUACCAUGACACUGAGCACUGAUUUUAUAACACCUUCUAAACCAGGAUCGUACCAGUCUAAAUGGCGUAUGAUGUUGCCAACGGGAACAUAUUUUGGAGAUACAAUUUGGACUUUAGUCCAGGUAGAAGACAAUGAUUCAUUUCAAAAUGAACUAUCUAGACAGUUAGUUGAAAGCAUUAAUUUGGGUUCUCCAAUGCAAAGCCAACCAAACAUUUUAAAUCCUUUUUCUUCAUCACAGCAAAACCAACCAGAAAAUCAAGACACUGAUCAAUCUCAAACGAAUAUGGAAAGUGAUGUAUUGUGAUUAUAAAUUUGGUGAUUUGAGACUCAACUUGUUACAUUAUUGAACAUUGGAUAUAAUAAUUUUUAAUUUUGUUACAAACAUUAUUUUAAUAAUAAAUAGUUUUAAAUAAACCUUUAAUUACGUAGAAGUAAUUAAAAGGUUAAAAAAAAAAUUAUGAUUUCAACAUAAAGUUAGUAAUUAAGAACUCUAUUUAAUUUUUUUUUUCUUUGUUUUGUCAAAUGAAACUAUUUUGCAAAAUCCAAGUUACAUUAUGUCAUGAUCAGGUGUCUGUUAUAUAAAUUGUACAGUUUAUAUUUUAUUGUUUUGUCAUGACAAUAUAUAUUUUUUGUUACAUAACUAACUAGUUCUGUAAGUAUAACUAGUUUUAUUAAAAUAUAAUAAGACAUUUUUAAAAAAACAAUUAAAUGUUUCGCAUUUUUUAAGCAAACAUAAUUUUAUAUACAUAAACAAAUAUGUAUAUAUUAUAUACCUUAUUUUAACAGUUCUCAUAUUUACAUAUUAUUUUAUUGGUUUACAUUAUUUAUAUCUUAAACAAAAUAAUGCCAUAAUUAGUACUGCUCAAACGCUUGCAUUUUAUUUCUUAAAUUAUUUAAAAGCUGUGGACGUCUUAUAUAAAUAUUUAAUUUACAAUUCUAUGUAUACGUUGUUCAACUGUUAUUUGAACAAAAAUGAUGUAUGCAUGUAUACAACUUAAAUUAAUUAAUAUAAUCUAUUUUAUUAAAAUAUA